Molecule: messenger RNA, 750 nt
Organism: Phaeoacremonium minimum UCRPA7
Lineage: Eukaryota; Fungi; Ascomycota; Sordariomycetes; Togniniales; Togniniaceae
Product: putative smr domain-containing protein
Exons: 3
Coding region: 1-750 (249 amino acids)
Source: RefSeq, a predicted model, not a curated record
AUGGCGUCGGCUUCUGUUCCCAUGCAGCGGUUGGGCGGACGCGCCUUCAACCACAGCUCGAGCAAUGAUGCCGAGGCCGAGUACGACCGUCUACGAGAUCUGGCUCGGGCGGAAGCACAGAAGCGCAACUCGUGCUUCGAUCGGUCCCGCCAGGCGUACGAGCGCGGCGAUGGCGCCGAGGCGAAGGAGCUGAGCAACGAGGGCAAGCGCCACGGGGCCAAGAUGGACGAGUACAACAAGCAGGCGUCCGAGUACAUCUUCCGCGAGAACAACGCCCAGGGCCGCGUCGCCGAGGACACGAUCGACCUGCACGGGCAGUUCGUCGAGGAGGCCGAGGACAUCCUCGAGGCGAGGAUACGCGACGCCCAGGCGCGCGGCCAGACCCAUCUGCACGUCAUCGUCGGCAGAGGUAACCACUCGGCCAACCACGUCCAGAAGAUCAAGCCCCGCGUCGAGCAGGUCUGCCGGGAGCUGGGGCUGCAGUACGCGACGGAGGAGAACGAGGGCCGCAUCUACGUGAACCUCCAGGGCGGCGACGUCUCGGGCGCGCCCCCGCUGCCUCCUCAGACCGGCGGGGGCUAUGGCGGGAAUGUUGGCUCUCCUCAUCACGGCGGCGGCCAGCAGCAACAUCAUGGAGGAUACCAGCACCAGCAACCAUCACACCAACGCCCUGAUGAUAACGAGGACUUGGUGGGCACUCUUCUUCCCAAGCUGUGUCGUAAGAUGGGAGAAUGCUGUAUUGUCAUGUAA